AUGACCACUUGUGUUUACAUUUAUAUUUACGGAAAGAUACUCUACCAAGCUUAUGCCAACAACGGCCCCACCUGGCACAUUGUUCUCCCUGCAUCUCUUCUAUUUACUGUAGCCCUCUUCGGCAUUAUCCUCAAUUCUUUCGUUGUAAUAGUCACAAUAGCAACCCCAACAUUGCGCGGAUCAGCCAAUUAUUUAAUGGCUUUAAUUUGUUUUUGUGAGGUUUUACAUGCUUCUGGACAUUCUAUAUUUUUUGUUAUUGCUGUUACUGGAAAGAAUUUUGUUCCUUUAUUUGCUGCUAAUUUGUUAAUGAUUCCUUCAAUUUUCGCUCUAUGUUCUUGUAUGCCUUUAAUGCUUUCCGCCGCUGCUGACAGGCUUUUUGCUGUAGCCAUUCCACAUUUGUGCUUGAAAUCUCUUUAAUUUUAAACUAAUUUUCUUAAACAAAUUAAGACACAAAUCCAUCUGUAUAGAACAUAAACGGGCAUAUCUAGGAGUACAUGCAAUAUUCUGUGCUCUAUGUG
Molecule: messenger RNA, 518 nt
Organism: Meloidogyne enterolobii
Lineage: Eukaryota; Metazoa; Nematoda; Chromadorea; Rhabditida; Meloidogynidae
Source: the annotation of a GenBank genome assembly